This is a messenger RNA of Papilio polytes (common Mormon), 741 nucleotides long. RefSeq lists its product as uncharacterized. The coding region runs from base 110 to 637 and encodes 175 amino acids. The transcript has a single exon. Lineage: Eukaryota; Metazoa; Arthropoda; Insecta; Lepidoptera; Papilionidae. The record is from RefSeq and is a predicted model, not a curated record. Gene Ontology annotation, biological process: sensory perception; photoreceptor cell maintenance.
UAAACGUUAUAAUAUACACAUAAAUAAAACAUUUUUUUGCAUUAAACUUUUAAGUGUUUAAAAUAGAUUUAUUAGAUAUCCACAAUCAUAGUUAAUAAAUGAACCAAAUAUGUCAGCGAGUAUAGACACAGAAGCAGUGUGCGCUCCAUACAACUGGGUGGAGAAGGCGGCGGUGUACAACAAGCGCGGCGAGCGCGUGCCCGCAGCCCGCCUGCGCAGCGCGCCCGCUAUCGCCCUCCUCUUCACAUCGCGCGGCGUCGACAGAGACGGCAUCAUCGCUCGCUUCUGCCGCAUCUACCGCGACAUCAGCGACCUGCACCUGCCGCUGGAGGUCAUCUACGUGCCCAUGGACGAGACGGCGCAGGAGGCGGCGGCCGCGUACCGCGAGCAGCCGGACUGGCUCACUCUGCGCGUCGCUGACCCCCUGGUGCUGGAGCUGCGGUACAUGCACGAGGUGACGUGUCUGCCGCAGCUGCUGGUGGUGCGCGGCGACGGCGCGCUGGUGUCCUCGCAAGGCGUCUCCGACCUGGAGCAGUACGGGAAGAACGCGGUGCUGAGCUGGCUGCCCUCGGCCGCAUGCAGAGACAUUGCAGACAUCGACCAUCAUAUCAAGUUUGGUGACGUACAACAAAAGUAAUUAGAUGAAAUCUCUAUCUUACUAUCUACUUGCGAAAGAUUAGAUGGAUGGAAGUUAGAGUUGGCAUCCUAAGCUACUGAACGGAUCUCAAUGUAAUUUGGUAU